Molecule: messenger RNA, 2760 nt
Organism: Oldenlandia corymbosa var. corymbosa
Lineage: Eukaryota; Viridiplantae; Streptophyta; Magnoliopsida; Gentianales; Rubiaceae
Source: the annotation of a GenBank genome assembly
CACCACACCUCUCUCUUACCUCCCCUGCUGUUUCGAUGGAAAACACAAGUUAAUCGAGCCAACCCAAACAUCUAAUUCUGUUUGGUAAUCCCUUAAUUUUCGCAGGUCUAUUACAACUUUGGAUAUUGAGAGAAUCUAAAAUCCAACCAACAAAAACAAAGAAACAAAAAUUCUGGGAGGGAGAGAAAAUUACAAACAACCAUUCAUUCGUUGUUGUUCAUAUUGGAAUUCAACCAACCACCACCCCACGAUUGUAACCUCCGUCGCCGGCCAUCACUUUGUCGACGUCUGAGCUAUUGUAUUCUUUUAGGCCGACACCUCUUUUUUUUUUUUUGGGUCGUCGGAGAAUUUUGUUCUGUUUUGCGAGUUUGUUGGCAAAGGUAGGGGGGGAAUGCCAAUAGGAGGGGCGGCGGUCAGCGCCACGAAUUCAGGGAGCGGAAGUCCGACGACAACCCGGCGGCGCAUUCCUGAUUCAAUGAUGAUCAACGAGUUGGCGGCGCACAAAUUGCUAACCGACCAUCUUCAAAUUUCGGUUAAUCCGGAGGAUGUAUUCCCUUUCAACGACGACGGCGACGGAGAAUCUAGCCCGGACCAUCAUCAUCAUCAUGGCCGGCACCGUCAUCCUCUCGGUGCGGAGGGGAUUGUUUUGAAUUUCAUUAGUUUUUUUCAUUCUUUGGGAUCGAGGAAGAAUAUUGGGAGGACGUUUAUAGUUUUGUUGAUGAUUCUGGUGAUGGUCUCUGUUUUCUUGAAGUUUUCGUUACUGGAUGCUAAGGUACAAGGUAAUAAUAGUACUAAUGGCCAACUGUCCACCCACAUUCUGCCCAACAUUAAUGUCGACGAUUCGGCACACGCCCAGAAUAUCGUGUCGGAAUCCGUUUCCCAAUCUACGGUUUCUAUGCAUAAACGCCAGAUGACAGAGUUCCCGGUCCCAGAGAUAUGGUUGAAGCCAAAUAGCAACAACUAUAAUCAAUGUGUAGAAAUACCCAAAAACAGAAUAAGGAUACCGGGAUCGGCAACAAAUGGUUACAUUUUAGCUCAUGCCAAUGGCGGGUUAAACCAGAUGAGAACAGGAAUAUGUGACAUGGUUGCAAUUGCAAAGAUCAUGAAUGCUACCCUUGUUCUGCCUUCUCUUGAUCACGAGUCGUUCUGGACGGAUCCCAGUGAUUUUAAGGAUAUUUUCGACUGGAAGCACUUCAUUCACACGUUAAGGCAAGAUAUUGAGAUUGUUGAUUCUUUGCCUCCCCAUUUGCAUGCCAUUAGGCCCCUUGUAAAGGCACCUGUUUCUUGGUCAAAGGCUAGUUACUAUAGAGGUGAAAUUCUUCCUUUGUUAAAGAAGCACAAGGUCAUCAAAUUCACCCAUUCUGAUUCACGGUUAGCAAACAAUGGCCUCGCGCCUUCCAUUCAAAGACUUCGUUGCCGUGCAAAUUAUAUGGCCUUAAAAUACACACCAGAGAUUGAAGAACUUGCUGGAAAAUUGCUGGACAGACUUAGAAGUGACGGCGAACCAUUUAUCGCACUUCAUCUAAGGUAUGAGAAAGACAUGCUCGCAUUCACAGGUUGCAGCCACAAUUUGAGCGCUGAAGAAUCUGAGGAGCUGAGAUUUAUGAGGUACAACGUCAAACAUUGGAAAGAAAAGGAGAUAGACAGCAAAGAGAAACGAAUUCAAGGAGGCUGCCCUAUGUCUCCAAGGGAGGCAGCUCUCUUUCUCAAGGCCAUGGGUUAUCCUUCAACAACAAGAAUAUAUAUAGUGGCUGGGACAAUCUAUGGAAACAAUAGUAUGGAUGCAUUUCGCUCAGAGUACCCCAAUGUUUUCUCUCACUCCACUCUUGCAACAAGUGAGGAGUUGGAAGAAAUGGAACAGUAUCAAAAUCGUUUGGCGGCUUUAGAUUACAUAGUAGCUCUUCGAAGUGAUGUGUUUGUUUAUACAUAUGAUGGGAACAUGGCAAAGGCUGUGCAAGGCCAUAGGAGGUUUGAUGGUUUUCGGAAGACAAUAAACCCUGACAGGUUUGAGUUUUAGCACCAUUACUCAAUUUCUUCCUCAUUUUUGUUUAGAAUUUUAGUGAUUUCUUUUUUGCUUCAAGUGUUUGAUGACUUGAUGUUUGUUUUCAGGCUUAACUUUGUCAGGCUGAUAGAUGCAUUUGACAAGGGUUCUCUGUCUUGGGAACAAUUUGCAUCUGAAGUGAAGAGCUUACAUGCUGAUAGACUUGGGCAACCAUACCUUAGACAAGUCGGAGAAUCUCCAAGAUUAGAGGAGAAUUUCUAUGCUAAUCCUCUUCCAGGAUGCAUUUGUAGCACAUCUAAGGAGGGCGAAAUCGACCACCAUCAUCAAGAAGGAAGUUCUUCAAGACUUUCUUCACAAAGAUAGGGUUCAUUUUCGAAGUUUUCCUGCAGUUAUAGCAUGUACAGCAAAGCAGCAGCAGCUUUGAUUGUAAAAAACCAUACAGUCCAAUACAACAUAUGAAAGGGAUACUGAUUGAUGCUACUGUGGAGGGUUGCAGCCAAGCAAUGGGAUUUCGGGUCAUCAAGAAGUUCGUGGUAAAAAAGAAAGGCCCAAAUGACCAUGCAAGUGAAAUUUCAAUUUUGUUGCAGAAACAGGUAAAUCCCCAAAUUUUGGAUGCUGAAAGGGGUGAUUAUAGAAGCCAGAACAAGUGAUGCGGAUUCGUAGCAGGGAAUAGGUCAUUAUUUUGUUUAUUGUUCCAUCCUUGUUUGGCAUUUCACCUUGAUUCUUUUAUUUAUUAAUUUAAUGGAACAUACCGUUUC